AUGAUGAGCAGUUCGGUGUCUUGCGGCCUCGACGCAAUCCGCUCGCUGGACGGCUACACAGCAGAUCAUUGGACGUUCCUGACUUCUAUGUGCAUCAGCAAUCGACUAGUGUUAGCUCUUUCAAUACCAAGCGCACUGUUGUCGUUAUGCGUCGCCUUGUCGAUGCUGUUCUUACUGGCGAGGGAUUACAAGCUCACAGGGCCAACGAUGACUAUGAGUAAGAUAUUUUUCAUCUGUUCGGCAAUCACGUCAACGGGCUUAAUGUUGGGAGCCAUGGGCUUUUUGGCGUCCGGAUCGGGCAUGGUAAUCUUGAGCACAUGCACAUUCCUGGUGGGGUCUCAAGGCCUCAUCGGUGGGGCGUAUUCGACGUUAUUUCAGUGGAUCACCGUGACAACUAAGAUGCUCGACUUGCAGGAUGAGGAAUGGUUGACGCUUCGGGUUCAUGCGCUGCGCAGGACACUGCUUGUCCCUACGUACAUCGUGUUUUCAAUCUGCAUGCCCGUCUGCGCGAUCCGAGCCGCCUCCAACAACCACACGACAAUGUACAAUGUGGUUUCCUUCCUUUACUUUGGGUUAAUGAUGCCGUGGUUCGUGAAUUGGUGCGCCUGCGCCAGCCAGUUCUCGGUGCACUUUGCGCGCCUGAUCGAAGCGACCGUGGACGGGACUAAGGAAUUCCAUUUUUCGAUACAAAGAUCGGCCGGUGGAGCCAAGGCGAUUACGCACAUGGCGACACCAACCAUCGGAACCGUUACGUUCAAUCCGUCUGGCCUGAGCAACCCGGCAAAGGACCGAGCGGCGGAGAUGCUAGCUGUGGCCAAGCGAGUGCGGCUUGUAGGGGCCUUGAUUGCUGGCGACAAAGUGCUUUUCAUCCUCUUGUACGUCGUUAUUAUGAUCCACGGGCUCCUAGCAUGGCAACGGCCAGACUUGAGCACUGUGCCCUUUGGGCUCUACGCUGUCAUGGUCUGUGGGAUCCCGGGUGCAAACUUUCUGGUCUGUGCCAUGGCGUACUACCACGUCUCUACGGGGCCUAGCAGAUCAUCCUAA
Messenger RNA from Fimicolochytrium jonesii, 1044 nucleotides. RefSeq lists its product as uncharacterized. The record is from RefSeq and is a predicted model, not a curated record. The transcript is spliced from 5 exons. Lineage: Eukaryota; Fungi; Chytridiomycota; Chytridiomycetes; Spizellomycetales; Powellomycetaceae. The coding region runs from base 1 to 1044 and encodes 347 amino acids.